AUGGCUCUCACAGAACUCUUGGUCUCUCCCUGGGCACCCGUCGCCCUCGCCGUGGCUCUCGUAGCAUGGUACAUCCUCCCAUGGAUCAGCAACUCCAACCUCCGCGGUAUUCCCGCCCCCUUCCCUGCGCAAUUCACCAAUCUUUGGUUGCUAUCGACAUGUCGACGUGGAAAGCGCUACGAGAUUGUUGAUCAGGUCCAUAAGAAGCUGGGUGUUUUGGUUCGCAUUGCGCCGAAUCAUGUUAGUGUUGCUGAUGCGGAUGCUAUCAACACCAUCUACGGUCACGGAAAUGGUUUCCUCAAGGCUGACUUUUAUGAUACCUUUGUCUCUAUUCGGCGGGGUCUCUUCAACACUCGCGACAGAGCUGAGCACUCUCGCAAGAGAAAGAUCGUAUCGCAUACUUUUGCGCCCAAGUCUGUUUUGGAGUUUGAGCCUUAUAUCCGACAGAAUCUGGAUAUCUUUAUCAACCAAUGGGAUCGCAUUGCUAGCAACAAGGAUGCUGAUGGCUAUGGAAGCGUUGACUGCCUCAACUGGUUCAACUUUCUUGCUUUCGAUAUCAUUGCUGAUCUCGCUUUUGGCAAGCCUUUCGGCAUGCUCUCAACUGGUGCCGACAUCGCUGAAGUCAAGGCCUCUCCCACCAGUCCUACCAUCUACGCCCCAGCCGUCGAGAUCAUGAACCGCCGCGGCGAGGUCUCCGCCACUCUUGGCUGCCUGCCACAACUCAAGCCCUACGCCAAGUAUCUCCCCGACCCCUUCUUCAGCCAAGGUCUCCAAGCCGUCGAGAACCUCGCCGGCAUCGCCAUCGCCCGCGUCAGCGAGCGCCUCGAGCGCGGCGGUGAUUCCACCCGUAAGGAUCUCCUAGCUCGUCUCAUGCAGGGUCGCGAUGAGAAGGGUGAACCUCUUGGUCGUGAUGAACUCACCGCUGAGGCACUUACUCAACUCAUUGCUGGAAGUGAUACUACCUCUAACUCUUCUUGUGCGCUGUUGUAUCAUGUUGUUAGAACGCCUGGAGUCAUGCAGAAGCUGUUCGAGGAGAUUUCCGCUGUUGUUCCCGAGGACGUUGCUAUUCCCGAUUACGAAUCUGUCAAGCAUCUUCCCUACCUUGGCCACUGCAUCAACGAGACUCUGCGCAUUCACUCCCCCUCUGGUAUCGGUCUGCCCCGCGAGAUCCCCCCCAAUCACAAGGGUGUUACUCUCCACGGACGAUACUUUGGCCCCGGCACUGUUCUCAGCGUGCCAACUUACACGAUUCACCACUCUACUGAGAUCUGGGGUCCUGACGCUGAUGAAUUCAAGCCUGAACGUUGGGAGAACUUGACGGACAAGCAGAAGAAUGCUUUCAUCCCUUUCAGUUACGGACCUAGAUCUUGUGUUGGCAGGAACUUGGCUGAGAUGCAGAUGAGACUUAUUGCUGCUACUUGGAUUAAGCGAUAUGAUGUUCGUUUGAGGCAGGAUAUUAUGGAAACUAGGGAGGGUUUCUUGAGGAAGCCAAUGGGAUUGGAUGUUGGAUUGGCGCGACGAUGA
Molecule: messenger RNA, 1524 nt
Organism: Fusarium fujikuroi IMI 58289
Lineage: Eukaryota; Fungi; Ascomycota; Sordariomycetes; Hypocreales; Nectriaceae
Product: probable benzoate 4-monooxygenase cytochrome P450
Exons: 4
Coding region: 1-1524 (507 amino acids)
Molecular function (GO): monooxygenase activity; iron ion binding; oxidoreductase activity, acting on paired donors, with incorporation or reduction of molecular oxygen
Source: RefSeq, a predicted model, not a curated record